GUCGGUUUGCUGUGUUUUUAGCUUCACUCAGAGACAAAUGUUUUCUCAGUCAGAGGAGGAUCUUACCUGUCCUGUCUGUCAGGGCAUCUUUAAAGAUCCUGUUGUCCUGUCAUGCAGCCACAGCUUCUGUAAAGACUGUGUGCAGAGAUGGUGGAGAGAGAAACUGAUACACGAGUGUCCAAUUUGUAAGAAAAGACAUUUACUGAGUGAUACACCUCGUAACCUGGCUUUAAAGAACCUGUGUGAGGCCUUCUUACAGGAGAGAGAUCAGAGAUGGUCAGCAGAGACUCUCUGCAGUCUGCACUCUGAGAAACUCAGACUCUUCUGUCUGGACCAUCAGCAGCCGGUGUGUCUCGUCUGCAGAGAUUCAAGGAUACAUACUGACCACAGAUUCAAACCCAUCGAUGAAGCUGCUCAGGAUAGCAAACAGGAGCUCCAGAAAUCCCUGAAGCCCUUUCAGGAGAAACUGGAGCUCUUUAAACAAGUUAAAGGAAACUGUGAUCAAACAGCAGAACACAUGAAGGUCCAGGCCCGGAGCACAGAGAGGAAGAUUAAGGAGCAGUUUAAGAGGCUUCAUCAGUUUCUAGAAGAGGAAGAGGAGGCCAGGAUCUCUGCUCUGAGGGAGGAAGAGGAGCAGAAGAGUCAGAUGAUAAAGGAGAAGAUGGAGGCUGUGAGCAGAGAGAUAGCAGCUCUUUCAGACACUGUCAGAGCCACAGAGGAGGAGCUGAGAGCUGAAGACGUCUCAUUCCUGCACAAUUACAAGGCUGCAGUGGAAAGAGUCCAGCAGCGCCCCCUGCUGAAGGAUCCACAGCUGCUCUCAGGAGCUCUGAUAGACGAGGCCAAACACCUGGGCAACCUGACCUUCAACAUCUGGAACAAGAUGAAGGAGAUGGUCUCCUACACUCCUCUGAUUCUGGAUCCAAACACUGCUGGUCGAGAACUCCUCCUGUCUGAAGAUCUGACCAGUGUGAGACGAGGACAGAAACAGCAGCUUCCUGAUAAUCCAGAGAGGUUUGAUUACGACUGCGCUGUCCUUGGUUCAGAGGGAUUUAACUCUGGGAAUCACAGCUGGGACUUUGAGGUUAGAAAUGAUGAUCCCUGGGCCCUAGGUGUGAUAAAAGAGUCUGUCCGGAGAAAGGGAAAAAUGGUGACUGGGUUUUGGGACAUAUGUCUCCAUGAAGGAAAGUACAUAGCAGCCUCCCCACCACUCUCAGAAACCGUUCUCUCAGUGAAGAAGAAGCUCCAGAGGAUCAGAGUUCAUCUGAACUGGAACAAAGGAAAACUGUCUUUCUAUGAUCUUGAUACUAACACACAAAUACACACCUUCACACACACAUUCACUGAGAGACUGUUUCCAUACGUUGCCAAUAUAAGUAAACUCCCACUGAAGAUAUUACCAAUGAAGGUCUCUGUCAACAGGCUUAUGGCCUAGUUACUAAAUGCAUUAGCUAAUCAUGCUAUAUAGCAUUAUAUUCAGGUUGAGUAAGGCUACUCAGAAAUGCCAUCCUGCAUGUCAGUGAUACUAUACAUGU
Sebastes umbrosus (honeycomb rockfish) is the source of this 1532-nucleotide messenger RNA. RefSeq names its product nuclear factor 7, ovary-like. Lineage: Eukaryota; Metazoa; Chordata; Actinopteri; Perciformes; Sebastidae. Bases 38 to 1432 code for a protein of 464 amino acids. The record is from RefSeq and is a predicted model, not a curated record. Gene Ontology annotation, molecular function: protein binding; zinc ion binding. The transcript has a single exon.